UGACGUCCAGCCGUAGCCAAUGGCGCCCCGGGUGAAGGUUGAGGGUUGAAGGUGCCUGCUCGCUGGUACUGCAGCUUUCGUCUCUCGCGUGUGCUGGGCUACCUGGGCGUCAUGGAGGCUGUCUCGACAGAAGAACUUGAUGAAGAGGAGCAGCUGGUGAGAAGGCAUCGUAAAGAGAAGAAGGAGUUGCAAGCCAAAAUUCAGGGUAUGAAAAAUGCUGUUCCCAAGAAUGACAAAAAGAGAAGGAAGCAACUCACUGAAGAUGUUGCUAAGUUGGAAAAAGAACUGGAACAGAAACACAGAGAGGAACUAGAGCAAUUGAAGCUGACUUCUAAGAACAAGAUAGAUUCUGUUGCUGUUAACAUUUCCAGCUUGGUACUUGAGAAUCAGCCACCACGGAUAUCAAAAGCACAAAAGAGACGGGACAAAAAAGCUGCACUGGAGAAGGAGCGAGAAGAAAGGAUAGCAGAAGCUGAAAUUGAAAACUUAUCUGGGGCCAGACAUAUAGAAAGUGAAAAACUUGCUCAAAUAUUGGCAGCUAGACAGUUGGAAAUUAAACAGAUUCCGUCAGAUGGCCACUGUAUGUAUAGAGCUAUUGAAGAUCAACUGAAAGAACAGGAUUGUGCUGUGACUGUGGCUGCAUUAAGAAGUCAAACCGCUGAAUAUAUGCAGAGCCAUGUGGAAGACUUCCUGCCAUUUCUAACAAACCCUAAUACAGGAAAUAUGUAUACUUCAGAAGAGUUUGGAAAGUACUGUGAUGAUAUUGUAAACACAGCUGCAUGGGGAGGUCAACUUGAGCUAAGAGCUCUAUCUCACAUUUUGCAAACUCCAAUAGAAAUAAUACAGGCGGAUUCUCUUCCUAUUGUAGUUGGUGAAGAAUAUAAAAAAAAACCAUUAAUACUUGUAUAUAUGAGACAUGCAUAUGGCUUAGGAGAACAUUACAAUUCUGUUACACAGUUGGUGAACGCAGCUACUGAAAAUUGCAGCUAGUGUACAAAAUGCUAUACAACUGUGUUUUAGCACAGUGUGCCAAGCUGAGUAUUCCUGUCAAAUGCUGGGUUUGUUCUAAAUGCUACUGAAAAACACAACUACCUUAAACCAGUUUUAUGCUAAAGCUACUAACAGGCUUUUGAGAAAUAUGUCAGAGAUCAGCUUUCACCACUGUCUUCUUAGUGUUACUCUGAAAAUUGGUAAGUCCAUUGUGGAGAACAUCAUUAACAGACCAAGAUGGUACCCUGUUUGCUGAUACUUUUAUUUAUUUAGGAUCCUGGACAUCCUGCCUUGUGUGCAUUUUAAAUGUUUUUCAUUUUUUUCCUCAUUACUGAAAGCUUUCAAAGUGACAAUUUCAAUGUAAUUUUUCUUGAAGAAGUGAAGUGACUCAGUCAUUUAUCAUUAUAAUAUUGUAGUAUGGUGAUAGCAAAUGUAAUUAAUGCUUAUAAAAUGAAUUUGAUUGUAGUAACCUUGGUAUUGAGGGGAUUAAUGCAAUGAAGCUUUUGAUAUAAACCUAUUUGAGUGCCGUUAAGAAGCUUACUUACCUUAAUAAUUAAAAACUUAAAAAUAUUUAUUCAGAUGAGAAUCAGUCAUUAACUUCAAAGAGGAAAUUCAAAGGCAAAUAGGUGUUCCCUGUCAGAUUUAAACCUAAACAAUGAGAGAUCAGUUUUUUAUUUGUGUAUGACUUCAGAAAGACCUAACAGAUUACUGUUUUUCUAAUUCAUUUGUUGUUCUUUGUUGUUUUUUAAACUUCAGAUUGGAGCUAGUACCAUCAUUUCUUGCUUCUUUUUGUAACUACAGAUUUUUGUAUUUGUGUGUGUGUGUGUGUCUGUGUAUGUUUCCUUGCAUUGCUGUCUGUAGCCUUUUCCACCAAGAAACAUUUUGUAACCUCUCUUAUUCUGUACCUGGUGCAGGAAAAAGGGUCCAAGGCCACAUUUAUUUCAUUAUUUUUUUUUCCAAUUUAUCUUAUAGGAUUUCACUUUAUGCUUUAUACUUUAAGAUUAGAUGAAAACCUUUGUUACUUGUUAUUUUAUUAGCCUUGUUAAUGUCACCUUUCCAUCAACUCAAAAAUUUAAGAGUUUUUAUGUUGACAGCACUGUCAGGAGCCGUGACCUCUCCAGUAACGUUGGUAUACAAUAGUUUUCUAUAGGAAUGAUUUGUGUAGCUCAGAUUUCAGGUACUCAUAACAGUAUCCAUUCUAUAUUACCCAUACAUACUUGUGUCUGAUAAUUUGUUAUGUUAAAGUAGUAAGAAAUUGAGACAUUUUCUGUUUGACGAAUUUUCUCCAAAUUAGAAAUACAACAGUAAGAUUUAUCAUCAUGCUUGUAACAUAAGACAUUUGCUCCAUGAACACAACCAAUUUUUUUGUAAGUAAGCAUUGGGUUUAUAAUAUGAAAAUGGGGUGUCAGUCUCACAUGCCUAUCACAUUGACAAUGUGGAAACUUGGUAGGGACUGCAGUCAACUAGAGCAAGCAAGUACUUCCUGAAGGCACUACAAUUUAGGAGAAGAAAAAGUCAUUCUGCCUGCCAAACAAAAUAUAUUCUGAGAGUUGCCUGUUUUGUGACACUUGAUCUCAGCUUUUGGGGGUCUGAGAUUUGUAAAAGAAUUAAAUUGUAGCAUGCUAAAUGCUUUGGGUUUAUUUUGAAAUAAUAAUUAUACUUUUACUGUUUUAAUGCUGUAUUUUCUGUAAAAUGAAUAUAUUUCUGUAAAAUGAAAAUACUGUUUUAAUGCUGAUAUUUUUACUUUACAGAAAAUAUCAGCAUUAAAACAGUGAAAGUAUAAUGUAGCCUACUUGUAAAUUUCACCUUUAUCUAAAAUAUUUGAAAGAAAACUUACUGGUAGCUUUUUUUUCUCUAACAAGGAAAGUUGGAAUUUUCUUAAUUAUUUAUUUAUUUUUGCAUUUUAUUAUUUUAACAAAUUUUUAAAUGACCAGUAUGGUUAUGAACUGUUUGUGUGACCAGCUUCUGAUCCAUAAAACUUCAGGUAAAUAUCAUUUUAAAAAUAACCAAAAAGUCUUAAAAAAUGGCAGAUGUUAAUUCAAAAGCAGCGUAUACUAAUUCAGUUUUGCUGUAUGAUGAUGGUCUAAUGGAAGUUACAUAAGCUUUCUUUUGUCUUAACUAAGAAGAGUAUAUGUCAAGAGUUCUGGAAUAUGUCUUUAGCCAAGAAUUUUAUCCACUUAAAUAUGUUUACAACUGUAUAAAGCAAAAAAGAAUGUGUAUAUCUUUAGUGAGCAAUAUAGUUUUGCUCAUAUUAUCUGAUGUUUGCCAAAAGAAUAAAAGAUAAAUGAGUUAAAUCAACA
Messenger RNA from Lepus europaeus (European hare), 3290 nucleotides. RefSeq names its product OTU deubiquitinase 6B (gene OTUD6B). Gene Ontology annotation, molecular function: cysteine-type deubiquitinase activity. NCBI's taxonomy places the organism in Eukaryota, Metazoa, Chordata, Mammalia, Lagomorpha, Leporidae. Gene Ontology annotation, biological process: protein deubiquitination. The record is from RefSeq and is a predicted model, not a curated record. The transcript is spliced from 7 exons. Bases 112 to 990 code for a protein of 292 amino acids.